Aspergillus vadensis CBS 113365 is the source of this 889-nucleotide messenger RNA. RefSeq lists its product as uncharacterized. The transcript has a single exon. The record is from RefSeq and is a predicted model, not a curated record. Bases 116 to 646 code for a protein of 176 amino acids. NCBI's taxonomy places the organism in Eukaryota, Fungi, Ascomycota, Eurotiomycetes, Eurotiales, Aspergillaceae.
GUUCCCCUCUUGUGUCACCGCAGCUAUGGAUAUCCUAUAGCACAAACCUUCCCGAAAAUAAACCAAAUAAUAGAAAAAAAAAGAUAUACACGGGAAUAAACGAAGAGAAAAAGAAAUGGACAUCCCUCAACUCUCCACCCAGCUCACCGAAGCACCAACCCCCUUCCCAAAUUGUUGUCUAUCUAUCUCCAGCACCCUAAUAGCCCACCUAGCAUGGCUCCUCCCUAAAAAGCCCUCGUUCACCCUAUCAAUAGGUUGUGGAUCCGGUCUCCUGGAAGCUCUGAUACUACAUAACCACCCCAACGUCCAAAUCACGGGAAUAGAAGUCUCCGCGUCAGUCAACCGCUACCUUGCAGAAGAGGACUUCGACGUGGUCACCGGAACUUGGGAUCUGUAUGCGCGUGCGCCGCAGGCGGCAGCAUGGAUGUUUGUUUACCCUCGUGAACCGAAGCUGGUCAGCAAGUAUAUCGAGAUGUAUGGCGAUCGACCUGAGUCGUCAGUACAGAUGAUUCUGUGGUUAGGACCUCGUGCAGAUUGGGUCGAUUAUGAGCCGUGCUUUCGCAAUUCGUCGUUCUCGGAAGUGUGUAUCCCUGAGGAUGUAGGGAUGAUGGAGUUUGAGAUGUUGGCUGUUAUGCGGAGGAGGUAGCGGUGUAUUUGAUGUCUGAAGGAGAAUUAUUAUCUAUCACCAAUGUAUUCAUCUUUUCGGGUUAUCGGACAGGGCCCCCGAGAUAAUCAAUUUUCUGGCUGAUAGCAGAUGGAUUAAGGAGAUGGAUCUGCGGGAGAUGCUAGAGGGUUCGCUGAUCGUUUCUACUACUCCUGCUGCUGCUGCUGCUGCCACUAUUUGAUGUCUUCCAAGGAAUCUUAGCGACGUCGUCAUAUUUCCAAGCCU